AUGCCUCCGAAGAAAGGGUUAACCCAGGAAGAGAAAUUGUCAGCACUCUUAAACUGGUUUCAAUCAGAUCAUAUGUUUUACACUCUAAAAGAAAUAGAAUCAAAAGCAAGCAAACAAUGCAAAAUACCACCCAUGCAAAUGAAAGAACUAGUGUUGGCCCUAGUUGAAGAAGGAUUAGUAGAGCAAGAUAGAUGUGGAACCACAAACCUAUACUGGAGUUUCCCAUACUUACAACACAAAAAGCAGCAAGAAACCCACGAUCGUUUGAACCGGACUAUUGCUAAUUUAGAAACGGAAAGAGAUAGUUUAAUUUGCCGAUGCAAAGACGAAACUGGUGUACGUAAUCAAACCCACGAGAGGGCCAGUAAAAUCCGGUUUUGUGAUCAGUCACUGGAACGGAUAGACUCAAUACAAAGUCAGUUGCAGUCGCUUAAAGAUUCGGAAUCUGUGGAGAAUUUGGUAACGAGCCUUGCCUUCUUCAGUGAUUCUAUUGACGAUAUCAUUUGUUAUUUAAGUCGCCAAACAGGGCUUACAAUGACAACUUUGAAGACAGAAUUUGAACUUCCUUUAGAAUUUGAAGAAAUCCGUCCAGGAACCACAAAAUAG
Messenger RNA from Candida albicans SC5314, 606 nucleotides. RefSeq lists its product as uncharacterized. The transcript has a single exon. The record is from RefSeq and is a predicted model, not a curated record. Lineage: Eukaryota; Fungi; Ascomycota; Pichiomycetes; Serinales; Debaryomycetaceae. The coding region runs from base 1 to 606 and encodes 201 amino acids. Gene Ontology annotation, molecular function: double-stranded DNA binding. Gene Ontology annotation, biological process: reciprocal meiotic recombination.